GGCCUCUCUGGUAACCGUCUGUCAGCUCCUCAUCGAUCAAACUAGGACUAAUCUUUCCAUUUAGGUAAAGUUUUUAUGAAUUUUUCUUCAGUUUAGUUUUCUUUACUAUUACCAAGGGGAAUGUUUUUUUUUUUUUUUUCAUUCAAGUUUGACCAGCAAACACGUACUUGAAAAGGUAGUCUUUUAGUUUAACCCUCUCAUUAAGAAGAAUGAGGCCUAAAAUUGUGACGUUCACUACUGGGUUGAUGACUGGAUUUCUCUCCCUUCACUUACUGCUGAACAACAUGGUUUCAAAAGAGCAGGUCUCUGUCUCAGUGGGGAAAGGAAAGCACAGUGUUUAUGCCCAGAAUCUACAAAGAGAACCAAGCAAAAAAAACAACCCUGCAGGAAAUACCCAUAACUCUACAGACAUCUUGUGUUGGAUUAUGACCGGACCCAGGAACCUGGAAUCACGGACCAAGCACAUCAAGGAAACGUGGGGCAAACAUUGCCACAAAAUGCUGUACAUGAGCUCAGUGAAGACAGAUUUCCCCACCGUGGAGCUGAAUGUGAGUGAGGGGAGGGAAAACCUGUACUGGAAGACCAUCAGAGCACUCCAGUACCUCCAUCAGCACCAUUUGGAUGAAGCCAGCUGGUUCCUGAAAGCAGAUGACGACACUUAUGUGGUCGUAGAGAACCUGCGGUACAUCUUAUCCAAACUUGACCCAGAAGAACCGUUGUAUUUAGGUCGGCGCUUUAGCCCUUUCAUCAGUCAAGGCUACAUGAGUGGAGGAGCAGGUUACGUCCUGAGUAAAGAAGCACUGAGGAGAUUUGUAAAAGGUUUUCACACAGGAGACUGUACCCACUUCUCUGAAAUAGAAGACAUGGCUUUGGGUAAAUGUAUGGAGAAAAUGAAGGUGAAGCCAGUAGACACCCGAGACGUGAAGGGCAGGCAAACCUUCCACCCUUAUCCUCUAGACCAUUAUGUUAUACGACAACUACCAAGACGUCGGCCUUGGCAUAUGAUUUAUGACUAUUAUCCUCCAAUUGAGGGUCCGAAUUGCUGCUCUGACCUUGCUGUAUCUUUUCACUACAUUUAUGCCGUUCAGCAGUACGUGUUGGAGUAUUUUACCUACCAUCUGCGACCAUAUGGAUACACAUAUAGAUUUAGGCCUGAUAAAAGUGUGGAAGUGAACAACAAAACUAACAGAGAAGAGUGAGAAGAUAAGUGAAAUGCAAAGGGAUCAAAAGUGGAGACGAAGAGGAGUGGGAAGAAAAGGAGGGGAUGUGGACAAUGUGCAGUACGAUGAAGAGUGGUCUUCAAUGAGGGUGAAGAGGGUUUCAUGAAGAGCGAUAAGCAGAUUGACUGGGAUGAUGCAGAAGAAGAGUUGGGAUGAAAAAGAUAAUCAAGGAGAUGGUAAGCAUGAAUAAAAGAGAAGAAAGUGAAACUGAGAGCAGCCGACAAAGUUUUCUAUUCAAGUGUGCCAAUUCUAAACCUCAUUAUACUUGAGAAUUGGUGACUGGAGGUGUGGUUCAUGACUUAACCUAAGUUAACACCUUAAU
Fundulus heteroclitus (mummichog) is the source of this 1542-nucleotide messenger RNA. RefSeq lists its product as uncharacterized. Gene Ontology annotation, molecular function: N-acetylgalactosaminide beta-1,3-galactosyltransferase activity. Gene Ontology annotation, cellular component: membrane. The record is from RefSeq and is a predicted model, not a curated record. The transcript is spliced from 3 exons. Lineage: Eukaryota; Metazoa; Chordata; Actinopteri; Cyprinodontiformes; Fundulidae. Bases 210 to 1199 code for a protein of 329 amino acids.